This is a messenger RNA of Carassius gibelio (silver crucian carp), 4331 nucleotides long. RefSeq lists its product as uncharacterized. Lineage: Eukaryota; Metazoa; Chordata; Actinopteri; Cypriniformes; Cyprinidae. Gene Ontology annotation, biological process: regulation of apoptotic process. The transcript is spliced from 7 exons. The record is from RefSeq and is a predicted model, not a curated record. Bases 270 to 2630 code for a protein of 786 amino acids.
AAUAUGAAACUUUGUUGACUCAGACUUGAAGCUUUCACGGGUAGCUCACCACUUCCAGGAAGUGGUACACUGAGGAACUGCUCGAGACGCUUUAUUACAAACAUUGGCAUUUAGCCUAUGCACAAAACUCAAGUAUAAGUAAGUAUAUCGUUUUUUUUUACAUUAAGUGACUUUGUCAUCGUCGAUUCGCGCGAGUCUCCGCGCGUCAGGAUUUGGAUAAAGUGAACUGACAUGAAUGAAUCGCGUGAGAUCAAAACUGAAACGUUUGAAUGAACGCGCCACAGUUUGACGAUAAGUAUGAAUUAUUUCCAUGUAAUAUUGUGAUGGCUUCCUCAACCGAGAAACCCCGCAUUUCAGGAGCAGAGGAGAAGCAGACUGUGAAGGCCCGGCUCCUGUCUUCACAGAUGCUCCUGGUGGAUGCUCUUUAUCACUUGAGCCCUCUGCUAGACUGUGUUAUAUCUGCAGGUCUGCUCUCUAGAGAAAACUGUUAUGAAAUUGAAGCUGAACGAACGCCACCCAACAAAGUCCGAAAGCUUCUAGAGAUUAUUGAUGCUCAGAUGGAUGAAAGUGGAGCCUCUAGUUUCAUGGAGUGUCUGAGAAAAUGCAAGAAACAUUACCCGCGUCUACGAACCUGGUUAACCUCAGAGGAAGAUCACUUCCAACCAACAGGCAUUACGCAAGGUGCAACAGAACGUCAACUACAGGUGCAGUUUAAUGUUUUGUGCUCACGCUUGGGCUGUUCUGUUCUGCCGGUCUCCUUCGAUCUCUUCUCCAGAGCCAUUCUGACUCAGCUGGAGCUGGAGAAAAUCCAAGCAAUACUCAUCCCAACACAGCAAGCACAAACCCUGCUGUCCAUCUGCCUGAAGAAAGGAGAAAAAGCAUGCAAGAGCUUUUACACAGCGCUAAAGAAUGAAGACGAGCAGCUAGCUGAGGAACUUAAUGUGAAAUGUUUGGUGGAAGACCUUGAUAAAAAGCCUGAAAGCAGCAUUGUGCCGAUAGCAGUGGAGGAAACCAGAGGUCACUUGAUGGCUUUCCCUCUGUCAGGAGGCCUGCAGCAGGUCAUGACUCGACUGGGCUUGACUGUGGGGGAUGAGAUUAGGUUUAAUGUCUGUGAGGUUGGUGUGGCGGUAGGUUUGCCGCGUCGGACUGUCAGAGAGUAUUUUCUGGAAGGGGUUGGCAUUGAAGACUCUGCCCAGCUGGAGGCUCUAGUGUCCCUGUAUAUAGAGAAGACAAAGGAUGCUGAGAGACUACUGAGCAGAGUGGCAGAACUCAGCCCUCGAUGGGUCCAGCUUUCAGAGAGGGGGUGCCUGCUGUUGAGGCUGCUGCAAAAAGCCGAGACUCUUCUCCGCAGCGGUAUCCACAGUCACCGGCACGGCUGGGACCACCUUCACGAUCAGGACCAAUUACGCAGCUGGGACCACCUGUGUCCUGAAGACUGCACAGAUCAGCGCACCGUGUGGGCCAUCUUCAGCUUUCUGGUGUGGGACUGCAUGGCAGAGGUUCUGGAAGAGCCGGAGGCGAAGCCUAGCGGAGGCAUACUAGGCAUGAUCGAGCAGCUGAGCGCCAGCGGCAGAGUGGAGGCCGCUUUGUUGCAGGAAGUGGAGCAGUGCUGGACCGAAGGGGAUGCAGAGAGUCUGCUGCAGAGUGUCAGAGUUCUUGCUCAGGUGCUAAGAGACCUUCAUCCCCUCCAGGAAGGCCUCCAGCUGUCCUCUUCAGUUGAAGGCUUGUUUUCCUGCAGGCCCAGCAGGCUACACCGGGUCACUUCCUUCCAGGGCGUCUCUGCGCGGGUCAUCCGUAGAGCUCUAAGCAGCAUGGUUCCAUCCUCCUCGGACCAGGACACAACUCCUCUUGCUAGACAGCACAUGGAGGCAUGCGUUCGGAUCGCACGUCUCCUAGAUGUCGUGCAGCCCAAACGAACCACCGUUGACUUUUCAAAUGCGCCCACUGCUACGGUCAUCCAGCAUGUGCGGUCUGUCUUAUCAAAUCCUGCUUUUAACUCUGAAGCCUUUGACGCGGGAGUUCGCCAUCGCUUGCUUUCAGUGUUGGAGUUCAAUCCUGCACAGCUGGGAUUGGGCUCUCUCAUGCAGCUCCACCAGGAGACCCUAUCCGAAUUCCAAACAUACUUACAACUCGGCGAGCACCACAACUUCCAGUUUAUUCUCGAAUCGGUACGGAUACUCGGAACGGCAAAGCUGUUUUCUGUCAGCAGGGUUCAUGGGCCUGUCGCCAUUGACAAUGGUGUGGAGGAGGUCAUUCGUUUUAUCACGUCAGAACCCACUUCAUUCCUUGUACGAUUGCACUGUCUUUGUUAUGAAGAGGGAAGGGGGCGCUUCAAGGUGUGUGCACCACGUUGUGCAUGUAUGUAUCUGCUCAAAGCAGAAGGCCUGCGUGACAUGCAGUGGUGCGGUGGCAAUGUUUUGGCUGAGAUAGAUGGGAAAGUGUGGGUUAGAGAGGGAGAAAGUAAUGGAUGGGAUGAGCUACAGACGUUGGCUCAGAGACACUCUGCUCAGCUCAAGGAUGAAGGAUGCUGCUUCAGGGUCAAGACCUCAGGGUUGGAGUGUGAGGUCAAAUUUAUAUACAGGAGUGGAAGGCUAUGGGCUACACCACAUAGGGAUUGUGAAGUAGAUUAAAGUACAGGUAGUUGAAACGAUGCUGCAGUGACAAACGGUAGCUGUACAAAUUGAAAUUGGGUAUUGAAAUGGAAACACGCCAAUUUCACAAAAAUUGCCAAAUAUCGUUUUUAUGUUUUAAGUUUUUAUGCUUGCAUGAGGCAAUACAAAAAAAAUAUAUUUUGCAAAACUGUAAUGGAAACAGUUUUUCUGUAUUUACAGGUCACCUGGUGUAAAAAAAAAAAAAAAAAGUCACAUGAUCAUUCUUUAAUGUACUAUAAUCUCCAAGAAACACCUCAAAAGUGGCCGCUCUCAAGUAAAAAGGGCUUUCCUUGCCAUUAAUGCAUAAUAUACCCUUAUUAUGGCCAAGAAACGGUCACCAGAGCUGAUCAUGGCCACUCUAAUCAUGUGAGUCGGUGCUUGUGUUUAUACCAGGUGCGUCACAGCACGCUACCCACAAUGCUUCGCAAAAGAUACACGCCUACUUCUCCUUUGAUUAAACCUAAGCCUAGUGUAAGGUAGUGUACAGUACCUACCUAAACCAGCUAGUGUCACAUGCUGGAUUUCAUUUAAAAGUAUUUUAAAGUUUUGUCCCUCAAAUUUUUAUCAUCUUACAGUACAAAAAGUAUUGAGAAAAAUCCCUCUCUCCCUCUUUCUCUCUCUAUUUAAAUACACACACAUCAUGGCCACAGAUUAAAAAUUUGCUCUCUUGGUUUAGAUAAAUCACAGCAAAUAAAUGAGAAUUUUUUUUCCCACAAUUUUACUAAAAAGAGAGAACAAAUUCUUAACUCUUUGCUACAAUAAAUACAUUUUUGUUUGCAUUUUAAGUGCAGGGCUCCAUAAAAUAGAAAAAGAGCAAGUACAUUAAAUACCACAAAUUUGAAAUUAAAGUGUGAAAAAUUAUAUUUGUGCAGUAUUGUGCUCAGUAUACUAAAGCAUACUGAGGUUUUAUUAAUUGCAUAUCAUAUCAACUCUUGUUUGGUGAUUUACAUGGUACUGUGCUAUUGAAAAAGUUAGGAAUUAUUUACAGAACACUUUAUUAGCAUGUCAGUGUUACAAACUGAACAUUGUUUGAACAUUUAUUGUAGUUAUGAAAGGUUAAUUCCAACUGUUUUACAUUUUCGGCUGUUUUGCUUUUUCACUUCUGAAAAUCGGAAAACAAUGCAUAUAAUAAAAGUUAUCUAAAAAAAAACCGCAAUUAAGCAUUUAAUUAAACUUUAUUGUGGAAUUAUACAUUUAUUAAAAAAAUCUAAGAACUGAUACGUUAAUCAGUUAAUCAGUAUGCCUACAUGCACGCUGACAUUUAAAAUACUUCAUAUGAAGAUUCAAGUAAAUGUCAUAGAAAGUAAAACUGUGAAGUUAUCUAUUGUUUAUCAGUGUAAUCUGGCCAUACCAACACCUCCCACAUAAUUCUCAUGGUUUGUUACGCAGACAUUACACAGGUAAGCUGCAGUAAGGAUGUUUGAUCAGACCACACUAGGGACGUCAAAUGUAUUGGAAUAAUAUUGUGCAUGGAAAUAUGAUGUUAUUUAUAGACCAUAUUCCUUGAGCUCAAGUCAUUUGACAUGAGCUGACAAUGCAAACCAGCCUUCUCUUUUCAGCUUGUCCACCUGUCAGAAAUAAAAUACAAAGUAUCUGAAGUUUUAGAUAAUCUAAGUAUCAAUAUUAAGUUUUAGAAACUACGUAUGAUGUUUAUAUGUGAAAUAAAAAUGAUAUUUCAUA